AUGAGAGGUGGUGUUUACGGGAAGAUUGCCAAUGAUGACCGCAUCUACAAUAUGGUGGAUCCAAGCCCCUUGGGUGUGCGAUGGAUUUCAUCGGUGAGGCAGUACUGUUUGCCAUUGUUGUUUUUUGUCUCUGGAGCAGCGUGUGCCUGCUCCUUCAAGAAGACCCCUGGAAGCUUUGGCAAGAUCAUUGUCUACACAUUCUUGGGCGUUUCACUGAAUGCUGCACUGUGGCUGCUGGGGCCACAAAACCCCGACUGUGACCCGUGUACUGCAUAUGGUCGGGCUGAAUGUCAAGGUGCAGUCUUUGAUUUCACUAUUUGUCCUUUCUCUGGAAAGAUUUUCCCGAUCGUUUUUCAAAUGUGGUAUACUGCUAUGCUGCUGGUCUUGAUGCUGUUGAACUGGCCACUCUUCGCAUUCUUGCGGAACAACACCUGCAGUAGUGCUUUGAUUUUGCAACUCAUCAUGACCAUUGGUGUCCAGGCUGCUUUGGCGAUUGUUGAUGAGAGCAUCACCAAGCCAUGGCUGGUGAUUGGCUUGAUGGCUUUGACUGAAGUGCUUUUUGUGGCCCUCUCAAUCACAGGAAAGAAAUUGGGAGGCCGCCCUGAACUCUUGCGAUUUCUUCAUUACGGCUUGGGUGCUCUAGCAACCCUGCAGUUUGGUUGUAUACCCAUCGCACCAGAGAUCGAGCAUAUCUCCACUGCCUUUAUGCUCUUCAUCUUCUGUGGCUUCAAUAAAUCAUUUCAGCUUGGCUUCGUUCUGACCUUGGCAAGGCUUCCGGGCCAGCACGAUGUUCUUCCCAUUGUCAGCCUCUACUGGCCAAUGAUGGCAAUUCUGCGGACGCUCACUGCACCCUCCACGAAUUGGUAUGCUGCAGGGAACUUGACCUACCCCUAUUACCCUCGUUUGUUGGACCGCGCCGACUAUGUUGCUGGUGCUGUGGUGGUGAUGUUUGUCGUGGACCGGCUUGGGCGCAUGAUGAAUUGCAAACCAUUGCCAGCCUUCAUGGGCUACGGUGCCUUGUUGCUUUACCUGCUCCACCCCUGGAUGAUGGCGUUGCUGAUUGUCGCUGUUCGUGGAACCCGGUUGGAAGAUACAGGAUCCAUUUGGAUCAUGUGCAUUUUGGUUUCUGGGCUUGCUGGCUUUGUUGCCACGUGCCCUUGGAGGACAGUGGCCCUCGCAAAGGGCGGGAAUAAGGGAAGCACUCUCCUGUACUGUUCGCUUGUGACAUGUGUUGUGCUAGCGACGUGUGAACCUAAACUAGGAAGUCGAAACAUGCGCUCGUUUGACAGAACAUGUCCAAUCAGCCCGCUUGGCGAAAGGAGUUGCGCUGCGCGCUCACCAAAGCAAUAUGGUACCAGCAGUGAUUCUGAAGCCAGUAUGGAGGCCAGGAUGUCAAGACCUAGAUUAGACUUCAAGUCUCGCUCUUCCACCAGUGUAGUCUAA
Molecule: messenger RNA, 1443 nt
Organism: Durusdinium trenchii
Lineage: Eukaryota; Dinophyceae; Suessiales; Symbiodiniaceae
Source: the annotation of a GenBank genome assembly